GCCCAUUUCGGGACAGGUUGGCCCAUCCCGGUUCGGCCGGUGGCCCUCGCUGUCGAUCGGAGCCCACUCGGCGGUCAGCGGCGCCACCGUUGCCAAGCCGGCGCGAUGCCGAUCUGCCCGCCGUCGUCGGACUCCGCCCCGUCGCCGGGGUUGGGGGGACGCGCGUUGAUAUUCCACGGGCUGGCCCUCGGCGCGGCCGUGGCGGCUGCUGCUGCGGCGGCCUACCUGUACCGGCGGCCGGGCGGGUUCCGCAGCCGCGCGGUGGGCAUCAUACCGGCGCGCUUCGCCUCCUCCCGCUUCGAGGGCAAGCCGCUCGCCCCCAUCCUCGGCAAGCCCAUGAUACAGAGAACAUGGGAAAGAGUUAUGCUAGCCUCCUCUUUGGAUCAUGUUGUUGUGGCAACGGAUGAUGAAAGAAUAGCUGAAUGUUGUAGAGGAUUUGGAGCUGAUGUAAUAAUGACAUCAGAAUCAUGCAGAAAUGGAUCUGAACGUUGCUGCGAGGCUCUUCAAAAGCUAGACAAAAAUUAUGAUAUUGUUGUCAAUAUUCAAGGAGACGAGCCUCUUAUCGAACCAGAGAUAAUAGAUGGUGUGGUCAUGGCACUGCAGCGAACUCCUGAUGCAGUCUUUAGCACAGCUGUCACUGCACUGAAACCUGAAGAUGCAUCUGAUACAAAUCGAGUGAAAUGUGUUUUAGAUAAUCAGGGUUAUGCAAUAUACUUCUCAAGAGGGUUGAUUCCAUUUAAUAAAUCAGGGAAAGUCAAUCCUCAGUUUCCAUACCUUCUUCAUCUGGGAAUUGCGGGCUUUGAUUCAAAGUUUUUGAAGAUUUAUCCAGAGCUUCCACCCACUCCAUUACAGCUAGAAGAGGACCUUGAGCAACUUAAAGUUCUUGAAAAUGGCUACAGGAUGAAAGUAAUCAAAGUUGACCAUGAUGCCCAUGGUGUGGAUGCUCCUGAAGACGUUGAGAAAAUAGAAGCAUUGAUGCGGGCAAGGAACAUCCAGUAGCAUGAAACGGCUUGGUUUUGUACGUUGUGUGGAUACAUGUUCGGUUCGACUGUUCGUGUGCUGGUAUAACUUUUCUGAAGAGCACAUAACAAUAACUUGAGUUUGUUAAUUAUAAGCUGUAUGAAAGUUGAAUUACUGUUUGUAAUGA
Molecule: messenger RNA, 1147 nt
Organism: Oryza brachyantha (malo sina)
Lineage: Eukaryota; Viridiplantae; Streptophyta; Magnoliopsida; Poales; Poaceae
Product: 3-deoxy-manno-octulosonate cytidylyltransferase
Exons: 8
Coding region: 106-999 (297 amino acids)
Cellular component (GO): cytosol
Molecular function (GO): 3-deoxy-manno-octulosonate cytidylyltransferase activity
Source: RefSeq, a predicted model, not a curated record